This is a messenger RNA of Pseudomassariella vexata, 3261 nucleotides long. RefSeq lists its product as uncharacterized. Lineage: Eukaryota; Fungi; Ascomycota; Sordariomycetes; Amphisphaeriales; Pseudomassariaceae. The transcript is spliced from 2 exons. The record is from RefSeq and is a predicted model, not a curated record. Bases 180 to 3206 code for a protein of 1008 amino acids.
GUCAUUCGCUUGCGACUGCUUCCGGGUACUUUCUGCAUCGUGUGGAGAUUGCGCAUUUACAACGUGCCCACCAGCAUCCAACAUUUCGAUAACAGCUACGGGGACCCUGUUGGAGAUCACCAUUGAUAAUCGUCCACCCGGUCGGUGCCAUACCAGAAACGAUCAGGCUUGUGCCGACGAUGUCACUCUCAGGGCCCAAUCAGAUAGGGGGGCCGCUACCACCCAAGUUGUCGCGCUACCGCAGCCUGCGAGGAAAGAGCCUGUCGACCACAGCGGGCGAGGUGAACAAGGUGUUGAACUCGACAGAGGGAAACUAUGGAAACGACGUAAACAAUGGAUACCGUGGGGCACGACAAAACCGAGAAUUGGCGGAUUCGGCACUGGCGCCUGCAACAUGCAACUCUAUUGCCAGGUCAAUGUCUCGGUACCGCAGACGAUCCAUGAGCGUUUCUGCGCCUAGCGAUGUCACCCCGAAGAUUACGGCUCCACCUCCAGACAACCAUCGAAUCCCCAUGACCAGACCCCAUGCAGAUGAUGCGCUACAAAAGGAGGGAGAACGCUCGCCUGUGCGUUCGCAUGCCUCUUCCACCCAGCAGUCUCAGAGACUGAGGCAUGCCGACAGAGCAACAACACGUCUCAAACGCAACAUGGCCGACCACUCUAGCCGACCCAGCACGGCGAGCGAUGACAGUCAACGGCGGACGAUUGCGAGUCGAGACGGCCGUGAGAGACUAACGAGGGACGAGGAUGCCGCUGCCAGACAUUCUGAGCAGACGGCGAGUGUGGCUGUCGAGCCGGACAGAAGACUGGCCGAGCAGAAGAAGAAGGACUUGGAAAGACUGCAGGUGCAGUUGGCCAACAGCCAGCACCCUGCCAUGAACAAGUCGCUCAAGUCGAAAAGCCCUGUUCUCGAGAAGUUCGUCAACCUGACCAGAGGCCGCAAGAGCAAAGAUGGGCUGUCGCCGAAACUCUCUCCGGCAUUGUCGCCCAACGGCUCGUUUGACUUCAACAACUUCAAUAAGAGUCGCGAGAACCUGCCCGAGGUCCCGAAGGUGCCUACGGGCAUUGAGGCUGGGGGGAAGGGCAUUGUACCCCAGACGGACGCCCCGGUAUCUGCCGUCAACUCCGGUGAUCGUCUUGUCUCCGUCUGCUGCAAGCACCACACUUUCAUACUGUCCGUGACACCGGAGACCACCCCUAUCGACAUCAUCUUCUCAGCUGCGAAGCAGAUGACAUACGACCUCGAGGUCAGCCCAGCCAGCUGCGUGGUUCAAGAAGCGUACAUCGCGCUGGGUCUAGAGCGCAGGCUCCGUCGCUUUGAGCGCAUUCGAGAUAUCAUGAAUUCCUGGGACCGCGACUCGCACAAUCACUUGAUUGUGUCGGUGUCCGAGUCUCCGAAUCAUGACCGUGACCUCGAAGUAGAGUCCGUCCCCAAGACCGAGGCGCCGCCGCAAGGCUGUCAAGUGUACUUGUAUCAUUCCAACCGUCCUGGAAAGUGGAGUAAGCGAUACGUCACCUUGUUAGACAACGGCCAAAUUAUCUGUUCGAAGAAGCAGAAUGCUACCUCAUUGGACAAGGAGACACAGAGCCUGUGCCACCUGUCUGACUACGACCUCUACUCUCCUACAGAAUCACAGAUGAGGCGACAUCUCAAGCCUCCCAAGAAACAUUGCUUCGCGGUCAAGAGCCAGAAUAAGCCAUCAAUGUUCAUGAACACGGAGAACUACGUGCAGUACUUCUGCACCGAGAAUGCCGAAGUCGCAGCUCAAUUCGCGGAGAAGGUUCAGGGGUGGCGUGGCUGGUAUUUGCUCGAUCGACGGCCAGUAAUUCAGCGGAUUGAGAUUCCAAAGACGGACGACAAGCCACCACAGCUCACGUCAGUGAAGCAUGCACCCAAGAAGUCUGUGAAUGUUGCUGUCAUCGACGGACACAGACUGAAGGUCUCGGUCGACGAGGCUCCGUACGCCAUCGGCGAGUUCGAGCCACUCCUCGACAUGAAGCGCUUCGACAAGCGCCUCUCUCAGUUUGGAAAAGACUUCCUCCCGCCGGUGCCGGAUGUCUCCACAAUGCCCAAAGAGAUUCAAGCUCAGCACGAGUCCAAAUCCCAAGCGACCAAACCGGAGUCUACCCUUAUUGACCAGAUCAAGUCGCCUGACGAUGAUGCAUUCACGGGUCACGGCUUACUGGGUGAAGAAUACAAGGAUCGGAAAGCGCAGCAGCUGGCAGCCGAGAAGUCGGCAACAAGCGGUAACCCCUUCUCCCGAGACGAGGAUCCUGCUUUCACGCGAGGCCCAUCUCUGCUGAAUAACCAGCGGGUGGAGCUAGAGCCGAAGAAAGUUGAGAUAUCCUGGUUCCCCUCCGCUGCGGAACAUUCUGCAAAGUACCGCAAUAUCGCCGAUUUGCGUCCCAGUACCUCAGCCGGUAUUGUCCGCCAGCCCGAACAGAGCCACAGACCCCCUUUCGGCCACCAGCCUCUGCAUGCGCACGCUAACUCAGCCUCCCCCUCGCACUCGGGCCAGAACCGUCGCCCACCCGGCGCGUCGUCGAACCCGGGCUCCCCCUCUCAGACUCGUCGCCCACCCGGCUCGUCGUCGAAUCGUCUGCGUCCCGACGCACACCCUCAGCCCCUCGCUUUGCAACGUCCCGGCUCAUCAGGAGGCCUCUCACAAACAGGCCGCCGCCAACCACCCACGCCUCUCGUGAGCCUGACUCCCGAAUUCAACGAGCCCCCUCAAUGGGCCCGCAAGAAGGGACACGGCGUCCAAGCACCCGAGGGCAUGCACCAUCUCGUGGACCUGAUCUCGGUUGGGACUCCAAAGGGAGGAUCCAGUCUCCUCGAGGUGCCCCCGCGGAGCCCCAUGAGGCGGGGGCCGAAUACAGCACCCUUGCCCGCGGCGCCUUCGCAGAGGAGUGCGGGCGGAUUGGCCAGGACAAGGAGUAAGAGCCAAGGGGCUCCGGUCGCAAGGAUGAUGAGCGAUGCACCGCCGCCGUUGCCGCCGAUGCCGAAGGCUGCGCCGGAUGCAAGGUCGGGUGAUAGGAGAAAGGCGGCUGCGCCGGAUGCGAGGGAGGGGGAUAGGAGAAAGGCGGCUGCGCCGGACGCGAGGGAGGAAAGGGGUAGGGAAGGGAGGGGUAGGGAAAGGCAGAGAGAGGCCAUGCCCCAGAUGAAUACUGUUCCGGGGAGGAAUGGGACUUUGAAGGUGGUAUGAGGGAUUCGUGUCUUGCUGUGAUUUUCGUUGCUUUGGUAUAGCAUCGCACCACACG